GGGGCGGUGGCACGUGCGACUCGGCCAAUGGGCGCUGGCGAGGGCGGUGGCGGGGUUGGUGUGGCUAAGAUGGAGUCGGUAGCGCUUGUGGCGCCGGUGACGGCGCUGGAGUUCGCGGGGGACGUGCUGCUGGCGGGUACAGGCCCGGAGGUGGUGGCGUUCUGGCUGAACGGCAGAGGGCCGGCGGCGGCGGCGGGCCGGCGGAGCGUGCUGCGUGAGGCCACCGUGCAGGGGCUGCGGGCCGAGCCGGGGCCGGGGUCGGCGACGCGAGUAGCGGUCUUUGGUGGGCGCUGGCUGGCAGUGCUGGCGGUGCGGCACGGCGGAGCGGGCGGCGGGCCGCGGCUGGCGGCGUGCGGCGGCGGGGCCGCGCGUGGGCUCGGGGCGCGGGUGUGGGAGGUGCGGUGGGCGGCGGGCAGGCGGCUGGCGCUGGCGCUGGGCGGCGGGACCGUGGCGCUCUACGAGUGGUGGGGCGGCGGGCGCUGGCUGCGGCAGGCGAGCUGUGGCGGAGCCGGAGCGCUGCGCUGCGCCGUGCUGGCGGGGUUGGGCUGGGCGCGGCUGGCGCUAGCGGCCGGCACGGCGACGGGGGCCGUGGUGGUGUGGCGGGCGGCGGCCGCGACUGCCCCGCAACGUCAGCUGCGCGGGCACCGGGGCGCGGUGCUGGCGCUCUGCUACGCGGCGUCGCGGGGGCUGCUCGCCUCCGCCUCCGAAGAUCGCAGCGUGCGGCUCUGGGCCGUGGGCGAGUUGGGCGGCGGGGACGGGUCCGGCGCCUGCCUGCUGGUGUGCUACGGGCACGGGGCGCGAGUGGCCGCCGUGGUGCUGCGGGGACCGCUCCCGGUCAGCGCCGGGGAGGACGGCGCAUGCCUGGAGUGGGGCGGCGGCGGCGGCGUGCGGCGGGCGCGGCGCGGGCACCGCGGGGCCCUGCGUGCCCUGGCCUUGCGCCCCGCCGGCGGCCGCCUGGCCACGGGCGGCGACGACGGCGGCGUCCGGCUCUGGCAGCCCCGGCGGGCGACUGCGGAGGCGGUCUCGGCGGUCGCGGCGCUGGGGGCCCCGGAGCGGCCGCGGGCCGUGCUGCUGCUGGGGCCGCGGCAGGUGCUGGCGCUGAGCGAGGCGGGCGGACUGGCGACAUACGACGUGGCUCAGGAGCGCUGGACGCCGGUGCUGCACCCCACCGCCAGCGGGCCCCGCGCCGUGCUGGCGGCCGCCCCGCUGCAUGGAUGGGACGAGACGCUCUGCGCCCUGGCCGGCGGCGACGGGCGCCUCCUCCUUUUCGCCUUGAGCCACCCCGGGGCCGCUGCCGAGCUCAGGCUGUUCGAGGGGCCCGUGCACAGGCUAAGCUGGGUCCCCCGUCCUGGGCUGCCCCCCAACACCGCUGCUGCCCUUCUGGCCUCCGGGCCCAACGGGGAGAUGCUCUGGCUGGACGUCACCCACCGCCCCGGGCAGGCACCCUGGGUGCGGCUCAUGGGUCGGUACCUGCUGCCCCCCUGCAAGCAGCGCUGGCACACCUGUGCUGCCUUCCUGCCCCAGGAAGGGCUCCUGGUCUGCGGGGACCGCCGGGGCUCCCUCAUCCUCUUCCCUUGCAGCAGCUCUUCGGGGUGUGCUGCAGAAAGCACCAGCAUUGUCAAUGGUGGCACUGACGUGGUUGAUGAGGAUUUCAGCAAUGAGUUGGAGCCCUCUUGCUUGUUGCACAAAGGGACUCUUCCUCUUGAGUCCCCGCUGUCAGUGCUCUUUGGACUCCAUGGGAAGACAGGAGUUACCUCGGUGACCAUCCACGGGGGCUACAUUUACAGCACUGGCCGGGAUGGUGUCUACCGCCAGCUUCGCAUGCAGGACCAGCAGCUGGAGGUCCUGCAGAAGCACAAGCCCUGCAAAGGGCUGCAGUGGAUUGAGGAGCUGCACUUCACCUCGGAUGGAGACCUGCUUGUGCUGGGCUUUCACGCUGACAAUUUUGUGGUGUGGAGCAGCAGGACCAGGGAAAAUAUCCACUGCAUUCCGUGCGGGGGCGGGCACCGCUCCUGGAGCUACUGCAGCAGCCCCCUGGCUGAGGUGUUCGCCUUUAUCAAGUCUGGGGAUGUGAUGCUGUACCACUGUGAGGCCAAGCCCUGCGAGCAGCAAGUGCUGCUGGCAUCCCUGCACGGGCGAGAGAUCACCUGCGUGCGGCGCCUGGGGGCUGUGCAGGUGCCUGGCCAUGCCACCUGUAACGUGUUCGUCACCAGCAGCGAGGACACCACGGCCUGUGUCCUGGUGCUCAGUGAGAACUCUCGGGCAGCUGUGCCCCUUGCCCGCCUCAGUGACCACAUUUCCAGUGUGAGGACAUUGGCAUUCGCCAUGGGACCUGGAGAUGAGGGCACUGGUGAUGAGGGCUUGUCUGCCCUGCUCUUCUCUGCAGGCGGCCGUGCACAGAUUGAGUGCUACCGGCUGCUAUGUGCUGGGGACGCAGCGUCUGAGAGCGCUGUGGCCUGUCAGGUCAUCCACGUGGCCUCCCACCGGCUGGACAAGCACUGGGAGAAGAAGAAGAACAGGCACAAGCUUGUCAAGAUGGACCCAGAGACAAGGUACAUGUCCCUGUCAGUUGUGCCUGGGACCAGCACCAAGCAGCUGCCAACACCCUGGAAGUUCCUGGCUGCUGCCUGCAGUGAUGGAUCAGUCCGGAUCUUUGGGCUGCUGGAGGCUGCCCAGACGUUGGUGCUGGUGGCAGAGUCAUUUCACCACCAGCGCUGUGUGCUGAAGGUGGAAGCGUUCCUGCAUGCACAGGCAGGAGGGGAGAGGAGGCACCUCCUGUGCAGUGCAGCCACUGAUGGCAGCAUUGCCUUUUGGGACAUCACCGGCCCCAUCAUGGAUGCGGUGGAUACCCUGCACCAGGCAGAGGGAGAGAUGCAGCCCCUGGGUGAGUGCUGCUGCCCGGCAGCUCUUCUGCUCCCUUUGACCAAGGUGAGCGUUGCUGUCCUGACCGAGCCCGUUUACCCAGCCCUGGACGCCCCGCUGGUGACCGUCAUGGCCCACAGCUGCGGCGUGAACAGCCUCCACAUCCAUGAGACACUGGAGGGACGGUACCUGGUGGCCAGCGGCAGUGAUGAUGGCUCCAUUCAUGUCUGCCUGCUGGAGGUAGCCCUGGGCAGGGGUGAGGCCACAGCAGGGACCUGCCUGCAGGUCCUGGAGCGGGUGUCCAGGCCCUGUGCCCAUGCUGCCCAUGUGACGGGGAUCCGGGUGCUGCGGCCAGACCUGCUGCUCUCUGCCUCAGUGGACCAGCGCCUGACACUGUGGAAUCAGCGCCCGGGGGAGCUGGUCCCCCUCAGCACCACCUUCUUCCAUGUGCCUGACCUAGCCGAGCUGGACUGCUGGGAGGAGGUGGAGGCUGGGGGUGAGCUGCGGUACUACUGUGUGCUCUGUGGGCAGGGCCUGGAGAUGCUGUGUGGCACAGCCCCCUCCAAACCUCCUUCAUAGGAGGCUCCCCAGUAAACAGGCAGGUGUGUGACACAUCCAGGUCCCUGUCUGCAUUUGGAGGGCACCCUGCACUUGGCCCAUCACUGUGGCCCCUGCCUACAGCCUGCACAUUGAUGUGUCCUGUCCUGAGGGGAACAGGCAUGCUUGCCUCCUUUAGGCACAUGCCAUGGUUGUGGUGCUCAAGGCCCGUGGUCUCUGGGAAGAAGGCAGAUGUGAUUCCUCCUGGACAAGCCCGGGGCUUCCCUAUGCAGUAAAGAAGUGAGGUUGUUGGUCCAUGCUGCCCAAGAGCAGCUCUUCCUCUCCAAGGUGUGAAGGACCCAUGUCGGCUUUCCAGUCUUGGUCUCCGAGAGGAACCUUGCUUGGGAGGGCACUGAGGAUGUAGCCUGGCCCUGGGAGCUUGAGAGCAGCAGGAGGCCCGAAAGGGUCAGGCACUGGUGUGACACACAGUGGGCUGCAGCCUUGUGUGUCCUGGGACAGGGGCCUGUGUGACAGUCCUGAUGCUCCAGUGCUGAGGACAGUGCUGAAAUGCACAGGGACACUGAUCAUCCACA
This is a messenger RNA of Prinia subflava (tawny-flanked prinia), 3992 nucleotides long. It is a transcript of the gene WDR6, whose product is annotated as WD repeat domain 6. Gene Ontology annotation, biological process: tRNA methylation. The transcript is spliced from 5 exons. The record is from RefSeq and is a predicted model, not a curated record. Gene Ontology annotation, molecular function: protein binding. Lineage: Eukaryota; Metazoa; Chordata; Aves; Passeriformes; Cisticolidae. Bases 28 to 3441 code for a protein of 1137 amino acids. Gene Ontology annotation, cellular component: cytoplasm.